AUGUCGGGAUUGUCAAGUUUGUCAGGAGCGCCACCCCCAGGAGUGCGGCGCUCCGUUCCAGACUCUGGAGGUGCGAAGUCCCCUUUCGAUGAUAACAAUGACGAACCGAAGGCUGGCAAGUCCACCUUCAAGGACCCAUUUUCCGAUGACCCACCGCUCAGCACUCGAGGAGGACGGGCUGGCCCCAGCACCAGCUCUGCUAUAAAACCAUCCGCCAGCAACCCCGCUUUCAAGUGGGAGGACGACGACUCUCCGCCACGCGGCAAGUCCAGCACAGCAGGGAAAGCCCUGUUUGGCGACGACGACGACGACUUCCUGUCCUCCCUAGCCCCGGAUUCCGUAGCCAAAAAGGCGGAUGACCCGCUCUCGCGCUCGACUGCAACUGGCGUGCGCUCAUCAAUGACAAAGCCCGCAGGCAAGUCACCCGAUGACAUCUGGGGCAUAAUGAAGGCGAAGGAGGAGCCGCCCCCUUUUCCAGCGGACCUCGGACUGGACCUGUUUGGGGCUACCGCCAGCAAGCCGGCAAGCGGUCCCCGCGCCGGGCGGCGUGCGGGCGCGAGUGUGCAGCAGUCCAUGACUGACCUGCCCCCGGAGAUUUCCAGGGAGCCCACGCCGGAGCCAUUGCGGCCGGCGAUGUCGCCGGAGCCAAGCAGCACCGUACGCCCGGGCGCCGAGCCGAGCGGUGGGUUUGAUCGGAGCCGCAGCACCCCACGAGGAUCUUACCUCGGCGAGGAGCUCAGCGAUGUGCCAACACGCAGUGCAGGUUCAGCCCCUGGGUCGACCCGAUCGCGUGGGAAUGAGACCGGCAUGGGGGCUGAGGCAUCCAGCACCUCACCCCCCAGCCGUGCCACACGACCUAGCGGUGGUGGCGGCGCUGUGGGUGGCGCGAUGGAGCUGGACGGAGAUGAAUUGCCUGGCCUAGGGUCGCCCGCCAUGUUAAGCAAAAAUCCCAGCACCGCCUCAGUGCACGCGGCGGCAGCUGCGGCGCCGGCUGGAGGCCGUCGGACUGGCCCGGCUACCGCAGCGGCAAAGCCGCGAAAGGAAGAAGAUAGCUGGGAGAUGGACGACAACCUGCUGCCAGACGACAGCAACACUCCGCCGCCCGCUGCGCUGCCACCAAAGUCGCCCACGAUGGGUGGCAGCUCGGGCUACACGCCCAGCGCGGCGGAGGCGCCUGGGAGGUCGCGGCUGCAGAAUACCACGUUUUUGGGCCAGAAGAAAGAGGAGGAGCCGAUGGCCAGCGACGAGCCUCCAGAAACCGGCGGCUACACGCCAUCUUUUGGAGGUGUGAGACGCUCGCUCGGAGGCCCCGGGCUUGGUGGCGGGGGCCUGGGCUCCAGUGUAGACGUGAGCGCUGGUGGUGGCGGGCUCAUGGGCUCAGCACUGAAUCCAGGAGGCCCCGGUGCCCCGCGUCCUCGGCGGCAGCUGGGCGCGGGCGCGGACACCUCUCCAUUGGCUUCACUGUCCGGCGGCGGAUUGGCCGGCGGCGGCGCCAAGCCAGGCACUCCGCCAGCGAAGAAGACCAAAGAGGAUGAGGAGCGUGAGCGUACUCAGAAGGCUAUGGCGGAGGCCAUGGCUCGCCGCCAGCAGCUACUUGCGUCAGGUCCCAUCCGCAUGCCGGGGCAGGACCGACCAGCCCCCGUCAGCCCCACAGGCUUUGGCUCCACCGCGGCCACAGAUUCCGGGGUGGUUACUACGCCGCUCAGCCCCUCCCCCAUACGGGCUGUACCAGAAGGAAAGCCUGGCAUGGGCGGCUUCGGCAAGAAGGUGCCUGGCUUGGGGUUCUCAUCGGACUCGUCAGAUGAUGAAUUGCUGCAACCCGACAAGGCCACCUCUCCGCCGCUCCACAUGAUGGCCGGCCGCAAGGCUGGCUCCGCCGGUCACCAGCCGUCGCGCGCCACCACGGCCGGACCCCUCACCCGUGAGACCUUCGACAGCCGCGUCGCCAGCAGCGUGCCCGAGAUGGGUGCCGCCGCGGCGGCGGCGGCGUUGGGCGCCGUGCCCGGUCCCGGUCCCGGGAGUAUCCUGCAGUCAAGUGCGCCCGCACCGCCGCUCCUACCAGAGGCUUCCUACCCGCACAGCGUCGGCUCUCAGCCCAGUGCGCCCAAUGUAGGGCCCGUCCCAUCGCAGACGCCAUCGCAGCUACCCCAGCCCGAGCGGUCCGGCACGUCCUCGGCCUCCCAGCCGUCGGCUGCUGGCGCCGCUGGCUUGCUGCCAGGCGUCGCGGCGGUGUCGCCGCAGGCAUCGCAGAUGCAGGGCCUAUCGCCGCCUCCGCCCGUGCAGCAACAGGCCAACCCACCGCCAGGAGUGACCGCUGUACAGCAGCAGCAGCAGCCAGGCUCGCCAACGGGUGUUGCGCCUGUGGCCUCGCAGGGAAAUUUUCCGCCGGGCAUGGGUCCCCCGUAUCAACAGCAGCAACCGGGUCUUCCGCCCGGUGUUACUGUGAUGCAGCCACAGCAGCAGCAACCGAGCUUGCCACCAGGGGUGACUCAGAUGCAGAUCUCGCAACCACAGCAUCCGGGCUUGCCGCCGGGGGUAACACAAAUGCAGCAGCAGCCAGGCUUGCCGCCCAGCGUUACUGUGAUACAUCCGCAGCAACAGCAACAGCAGCCAGGCUUGCCGCCCGGCGUUACUGCAUUGCAACCGCAGCAACAGCAGCAGCAGCCGGGUCUACCACCUGGGGUCACUGCAUUGCAACCGCAGCAGCAGCAGCAGCGCGGUCUUCCGCCGGGCGUAGCUGAUUGGCAGCAGCAGCAACAACAACAAAACUUGCCUCCCGGCGUCAUGUCUAUGCAACAAAACUACCAGCGCAGUCUGCCUCCUGGGGUCACAGAUCUCCAGCAGCAGCAGCAGCAGAGCAACGUGGCCCCCGGGGUCAUGCCCAUUCAGCAGCGUAACGUGGCGCCCGGUGGACGCUAUGGCUCUCCGCAACAUGUUCAGCAGGGCGGCGGAAUGUCAACAGCGUUUGCCGUGUCGCCCGACUCGGUCGCCGCGGUCACCAUCAGCCGCGCAAUGUCGGCCCAGCAGCAGGCCCAGCAGCCUCAGCCGCAUAACGUGAGCGCCUUAGCCGUCCCCAGCUCCGCCUCCCAGUCGCCGGGGGAGCCAACGCUAGCGUCACGCCUUUCCCUAGAGCCCCUCAAGGACGCGCUGACCAAGAGCCUGCAGGACGAGCUGGAAAAGGUCAGCAAGCAGGUGGCCGAGGUCAAAGCCAGCUACGAUAAACAGCUCGCAGACGUGCGCGCCGAGUAUGAGCGACAGCUAGCGGAGGCGCGCACGGUGCACCAGAAGCAGCUGCUGGACGUGCGUGCGCUGGCUGAACGGCAGGUUGAGGAGGCGCGCGCCCACCACCGUAAGCAGAUGGAGGACGUGCACGUGCACAACGAGCGCAAGCUGGAUGAGGUCCGGCGGCGCAUGGAGCGGCAGGCGGAGGAGGCGCGCGCGGCGCAGGAGCGCGUGCUGGUGGAGGCGCGCGCUCAACGAGAUAAGGUGUUGGAGGACGCGCGGUUGGCGCAGACCAAGGCGCUUGAAGACGCGCGCGGGCAGCAGCAGCGGGCUCUGGAGGAUACGCGGGCGCUACACGAGCGCGUAUUGGCGGACACGCAGGCUGUACACGUGAAGCAGGUAGUGGAGCUUAAGAACUUGUACGAGUCGGAGCUGCGCCGGGCCGCACACGAUGUCGGCCGGGCUGUGGAUGACACACGGCGAGUCGCGGAAGAGGCGCGGCGCCAGGAAGCAGAGGCCCGCCGUGCAAAGGAGGAGGCGGUGGCCCUGCGCGACCGCAUCCUGGGCCUGGAGGCGGAGCUUCGGGCUCGGGACGGGGCGCUGCGCGAGGCAGAGACACGCUUCGUGCAGCUGGACACGCGCAGCAAGACGGAAUUGGCGGAGACACAGGCAAACGCCAUCAAAGAGGCGGCGCUGAUGAAGCUAGAGAUGGAAGAUGCCAAGGCGGCGCUGAGCCGUGUACGGCAGCAGUACGAGGAGGCAGCCAUGGCGCACGCGGCGGAGGUCACGAGGUAUCGGGCGGAGCUGGACGCACAGCGCGUCAUGGCAGAGGAGGAGCUACAGCGCGCGCGGCUUGCGACAGCGGAGCAGAUCGCGGCUGCGGAGGCGCGCGGGAGGCGCGCGGGCAUGCUGGACAAGGAGAUUGCGGAGGCGACCAUCCGGCAACAGAUGGCGGCUAUUGCGGAGGAGAAGGAGGUGGUGGCGCGGCACCGCCUGAGCGCGGAGCUGCUGGCGCAGCUGACAGAAAAGGUUCGCUCCGUGGCGGUGAGCUCCCUGGAGCGCGAGGAGCGUGCACUGUCCGCCCUGGAGCGCGACGUGGCGGACCGCGAAGGCCGACUGGCGGCGCGGGAGAAGCUGCUGGGCGAGCGCGAGGGCCGCGUAGCUCAGCGGGAGCGGGAAGUGGACGCGCUACGGGCGGAUCUGCAGAAUCUGAUGGUAACGCUGGAGACUAGCGCUGUGCACGACCGUGAAGACCUCAAGCGCGAGCAGCUGCGCCUCACACGGGAGGCAGCUCGUGUGGAGGCGGCCACGUCGUCCCUACAGGCGGAGCGCGAGGACCUGCGGGUGCAGAUCGCGAUGGAGCGGCGGCUGCUGGAGGAGGCGCGUGAGGCACGGCGGCGGGAGAGGGAGGAUCUGCUGACCGAGGUGACAGCGGAGCGGCGGCGCCUGGCGACCGAGUACGCGGAUACGCAGCGCCAGUUGGAUGCGGCACGCACGGAGCUGCUGGCCGUGCGCAGCAGACUUGUCGACCUCGAAAGCCGCUGCAGCGGCGCCGCUGCACAGGUGGCCGAGGAGGAGAAGCGGCUGGAGGCGCUGCGCAUAGAGGCGUCCCAGACGCGUCAGGGGUUGGAGGCGGAGACGUCUCAGAUCCGCAAGGCACUGGAAGCAGAGGUAACACAGACCCGACAGGCGCUUCAGGCAGAAGCGAAGCAGACACGAGAAUUGCUCCAAGACGAAGUGGCGCAGGCGCGUGAGUCUGUGUUUGCCGAGGUGAAGCAGACACGGGAGUCGCUCAAGGCGGAGGUGGCGCGCACGCGGGCGGAGCUGCAGGCGGAGGCCAACGAGACAGGGGAGGCACUGCGUGGGGAGAAAGAGGUCGUCAUGUUGAAGAGAGCCAAUGUGGACAUCGAGGCUCGGGAGCUGGUGGAGUAUGCCGCCAAGCUGCGGGCCCAGUCUGAGGAGCUGGCCGCUCGGGCUGCGGAAGCGGAGUUGCGCGACACCCAGAUCAAGACCACCCUGGAGUCCCUCACUCGCAACCAGGAAGAGCUGCUGGCCGCACAGAAGCAGGUGGAGGAGCAGCGGGUGGCGCAGGAGGCCUUGAAGAAGGCUCUGGACAAGGACCGCAAGGCCCUGAUGGAGGAGCGCCAGGGGCUGGCGGAGGAGCGCCUGGCGGCCUCUCGGUCCGCAGACGAGGCGCGCACGGAGCAGAUCCGACUGAUGGAGGCGGUCCGGACCUACGUGCAGCAGGGCAUACCCAUACCCUUUGCGAUGGACGGCACCAGCGGGCGGCUUAAGCCCGUGCCGCCCCCUAUGCGCCACUCCUCACCCUCGCCGGAUCGUCACCGCAGCGGCAAGCGCCGUGGGCCCCGCCCCACCGGCCGCAGCCGCAACGCCCUCAAGUACCUACUGGACCGGCUCGGCAUGGAUGCCGCCAUCACCGCCGCGGAGUCGCCUCCCGGGCAUCUCGGCGGAGCUGGCGGGGCCAGCGGUAGCAGCUAUGUGCGCGCGCAGCACGAGUUUUUGGAGAAGAUGCGGCUGUCGGCGACAACGGGCCCGGCGUCCGUGGGCCCCAAGCUCAACUCCAUGACGCCAACCGCCGCGGCGCGCGCCACCACCGUUACUUCGCCAAUACCUGCGGGUCUCAACCCCGCGUUGCUGCCACCCGGCCUCCCCGCCGCGCACGCGCGCAGCGUUGUUGUCACGCCCGUCAAGCACGUCAGUACUGUGCCGGUGGGUGUCGACGACGGUGGCGGCAUCUUGACGGCGAGGGGCCAGCUGGAGAGCGAGAUGCCAGCGUCGGCGGCACCGCUGCCGUCCUUAUCCGUCGGCUUGGCGGACAGUCCCGGCCUGGCCGCCGCGGCGGUUGAUCACGACACCCUGUCACAGCUCCUCUUCCGCCACGGCGUCGGCGCAGCGGAUGAACAGGCGUUUGGCGGCGGCGGGGGUACUGCCGUCAUUCAACAGCUUCUGGACACGAUACAGAUGGCGCUGAAAAAGUCAAGUCGCGUGAGUGCCUCCAAGGCUUCUGACGCAAGCGCACUAGAAACCGCAGGCCACGCGCACCGGACUUUAUCGGCAGCGGUGGUGCAGCCGGAAUCCCGCAGCCGCGGCGGCGCAGCUAAUGUAUCCCGCGCUGUUAAUUCGCAACGGCGGCAUGGGGGUGGAAGCCGCCAUGGCAACGCGGCGGCCGGUGGGGAGGGCGCCGCAGGUGAUGGCAGCGGCGCCGCGACGUUGCCGCGUGUGCUCCUCAACACACCGGGCAUGGGAGCGUCAUUGGGGUUGGAGUCGGAGGUGCCGUUGCGCGACCCGAUGCAGCCGGAAGGCCAGGUGUCGUCCAUCGCCUCCCUGGAGCCCCUCAGCGCCUCCAACGGCUCCUUCGCCGACGUCCCGCCCCCCCGUGUGGAGGUCGACUCGCCUGACCUGUCCGGGCCCUUGGGCCGCGGCUUGGACCUGCUGGCGGAACAGCUUAGCAGCUCCACCGUCUUUGACUCCGCCGCUGCCGCCACUCCGGCCAACACGCUCAUGAGCCGUACCGCCGUAGGCGCCAGCCUCGGCAGCGAGGACUACGCUUUUGGCCUGUUGGGCCAUGGCCGCAACGCCACGGCGGCUGCGCGGCAGGCUCAACUGGGCGAGCUGGCAGCUAUGAGCGAAAUGCUGGCGGCGCGGCUGGACGCGCUGGGGCUGGGACAGAUGGGCGGAGGGGGAAUGACAGAUUCGCAAGGCAGCGGCGGCUUUCGGGGUGUGAGAGGAGGUGGCGUAGAGGGCACCAGCCUGAUGAACUCCGCCAAUUUGAGCCCGCGGGUGGAUAUGCCUGGCGGAGGCGGCAUGACGUUGCGGCAGGGUACGGCGGCGCGGCUGUCACCAUUGGCAGUAGCAUCGCCCACCACGAGGACGAUGCAGUGGGCUGGCGCGGCUGAGGGUUUGGCGCGUUCGCUGACGGGCGCUGGCCUCGGCGGCGCGGCCGCUGCAGGAUCGAUGGCGACAACACCGCGGCCGGGACUGGGCAUUGUCGGUGGUGGGCUGGGUUCCACGACUCGCAGUGCGGCGGACACCCCGCUGCUGGGAUCAACCAAUGCGGAUGCACUGGCCGGCUUGACGAUGCCACCGCAGGACGAUUUCGACAUGAAUGAGGAGGAUGCGGAUGGUGAGGCGGCGCGAGAGGCUGGCGGUGGCGGCGGUGGUGAGGGCACCCUGUCGACCAUUGCCUCCGUUGACACCAUCAGCGACGAUGAUGAGGCCGUUACGAGCAUGCUGCCCUAA
Messenger RNA from Volvox carteri f. nagariensis, 7482 nucleotides. RefSeq lists its product as uncharacterized. Gene Ontology annotation, biological process: microtubule anchoring at centrosome. Bases 1 to 7482 code for a protein of 2493 amino acids. Gene Ontology annotation, cellular component: centrosome. NCBI's taxonomy places the organism in Eukaryota, Viridiplantae, Chlorophyta, Chlorophyceae, Chlamydomonadales, Volvocaceae. The record is from RefSeq and is a predicted model, not a curated record. The transcript is spliced from 30 exons.